Pocillopora meandrina is the source of this 10328-nucleotide messenger RNA. The record is from the annotation of a GenBank genome assembly. Lineage: Eukaryota; Metazoa; Cnidaria; Anthozoa; Scleractinia; Pocilloporidae.
ACCAAUUAGUUCAGCGCCAAAAUUCGAAUGUAGUUCUUCUGACUUUCGCAGUAAGAUUUGAGAGAUCGAUCGCGAGUUGAAUCAUGGAAGUGUAUACGAAGAAACUGGUAGAGGAACGAUUUUUAAACAUGGGCAUAAAAUUUGGAUGGUUUGAUCAGCCUAGUUUGCGUGGGAAAAUUGAAAAGGUAAUUUAGCUUUUAAAUAAUCGUAAUCGAUUUCAGUUUUUCGUAUUGAAUGCUCCUCUAGCAAAUGUUUGUUUUAAUAUCUCGCCCGUUGUAUCUUUUGACCUUUAGUUGACACUUUUCGAUCUACAAUGUGUCUUAUGAGGUCUAGCUGUUUAAGAAGACUCUUCCUAGCUCGUGAUCAAAUCAGCUGUGUAGAUUAAUGCAUUCCCGAUUUUGAUCGCUUAUUUCGAGUACGGUACUGUAGCACAUCCCUCUUUCACCUUAUCAUGGUCUGUACGUGUUAUAAUAUUUGCGAGAGUGUCUAAUCCAUUCUGAUGAUUUCAUAUUGUUCCGUAGCUGAUCAAAUUAUCGCAAUCAAAUGGAGACAGAGAUGGAAUUGUUACAAAGACGGAGUCAGUUGGUCUGAUCUCUAACCACGGAAAAGAAAUUGAGGAGGAGGACAAUACUCCAAGCGUGAUCAUGUAUUCCAAUGAUGCAGACGACUAUAGCAAUUACGUAAAUAUCUGUGACGAUGCCCUAGGAAAUACCUCAAAUGUAAAUCAAGAAUCCUCAACUGAUUCUCAGCUUUGCGGAAAAAUGUAUUUUUCUGAAAACAAUGAUCUAAUGAGUGGCACACUUGAGCACAGUUUUGAGAGGGACAGUUCUGGGUUUGACAUGACAGAACAAUGCAUUCAAGAGGGGUUGGAGAAUGCAAACGGAACAGCAAGCCUUGAAGGCUUCAAAGUUGAGAAUUCUUGUUUUUAUAACAACAGAGAGGAAGGCAACACUGAAAGUGAUGCUAACGGAAACACAAAUAGCAAUGAUGAUGCUGAUGAUGAGUUUAAGAACAGAAAUGAUAAUGAUGAUGCAUUGGAUGAUGAUGACAAUGCUGAAAGGUGUGAUCAGCCAAAGGAUGAUUACGAAGACAUUAUAGAGGCAAAAUCACUCAUGAUUGUAGAGGAAGGCUGCUCAUCUCUCUUAGAUAAUUCCUUGGAAGUUAGUAACAGUUGCAGCAGGAACUUAUCAAGGGAAUUGAUCAGGUCCCAGUCAAGGUAAAAUGAAGGCAAGACAAAUUAAUUUUCUUGCUUACUUUGUGAAGAUGAAAUUCCAUACUGAUUCUGUAAAUAAUUUUAAUCUUUAUUAUAAGCAUUUUACCGUGAUCGUAAUAAUAUCAUAUAGCUAGUUUAUUAACCCCUUUCACUCCCAGAAGUGAUUAGUUAUGAGAAUUUGGUGUCAGAUUAAGAGAACAACUUCUACCUGAUAAGUCUGAGCAUUCUCGUUACCUGUUAUGUGGAUAAUGCAAAGAUAUUAUAAGAAAAAGUAACAAGUUUAUCACUUCAAGGAAUAAUGGAUUGAUAUUUCUCCCCUCUAGGUAUUUGACACUACCAUGUGAAUAAGUUAAGGGAGUUUGCUGUGACUGUGACUAUAUGAAGAUUGUAUUACUAUAUGUUUGUUGUUGUAUCGAAAAUGUACCCUUUGCCUCCAGCCAUUACAACUGCCUUUUCUCACCACCUAUUUUCCAAAUAAUGUAUUAAAAUUGCAAGUAGAAGAUACCAGAUGGGCUUCUUUAUAAUUGCAUCAAGGUUUUGAGGAACCCACUGUUAGUUCUUUACAAGGAAUGAGCUUUUUCUGACCAUUUACAUUGUAAAGAAAAUAUCUUUAUGUCUUAAUAGGGAUGACUGCAGCUAUGUUAGCACCGAAAAUAUCAGUUUAUCUGAUAGUCCUGCAAAAGUCAGCGAGUUGUCCAGACUUGAUGAAACUGGUUCCCAUUGUGGCAGUAAUGAGCCUUGUGACAACAACAGUGUCCACAAUGGACUAAGUAACACUGAUGUUGACAAUAUUGAGCAUAAUGAUGAUGUUGACGAUAAAGAUGUAAAAUGCAACAACAUAGAAAAAAGAAAAACAGAAAUGUUAAACUCUGUGAUAGAUGAUGAAGGCCAAGGUGCUUUGUCAAUAGAUUUAAGCAGGACUACACUCAGGUUAGUGGUCAAUGAGCACAAUUUUAUCACAAGACUUGCAACAUUGUGACUCUCUUGAUGCUUUUCUUUUUUUCCCACUUUUGCAGAAAUGGUUGCAGCAGUUUUAAUAACAGCUCUGAAAAUAACAAUAGAUUUUACAGUCCUGUCGAGGGUGUUGAUCAUGAGCUCUCCAAACUUCAAGAAUCCAGCUCCCUUAACAACACUGACAGCUGCAGUGAUAGUCAGGAAGACAAUAAAGACCACACGUGUUUAAACAAAAGCAAUGAUGAUAAGCGUAAUGAUAAUGAUGAUAGGAAUCUUCUGGAUAGUGAAGAAAUGCAAGUUUUAGCAAUAUCUUCUGCAUGUGACUAUGAUAGAAAAAGUGAUAAUGAUGAUGAUGAUGAUGAUGACUUUGAUGGGGAAAGGUAUGUAUCAAAAGAAUCAAUCAAAGCUAAAACCAGGUUAAGUGAAAUAAAUCUUCUGCACAGCCUUUUUUUACUCUCAUAAUUCUACAUAGUCUCUGUAACAGGAAAGCUAUCAUGUAAACUUUGUAAUAAUGUACAUGAAAAAUUGUGCACAUCUGAUUGGCUGGAAACAAGUGCCUUUUUCAUGUAACACUAGUACAGAGUUGUAACACCAGUGCAAAGUUGUAACACAAGUGCAAAUUACAAAUAGUGCGUGUGCUGUCAAAAUUUUGUCUGUCUUGACUUUCUGAUGAUGAUACUUUUUUUGGUGUAUUAUUGCAUAGUAAUAACAUGAUUUCUCAAUUAAAUGGUUGUUAAUUAGUAUAAGUAAUUUUUCAAAGAUUACAAAUUGCACUUGCCCUAUAUGCUUGUGCAAUUUUUCUGUCUUGGAAAAGCACUUGAAAUCAUAUUGUUACAUAUACUAAUUUUUAUGACCUUACUCUGUUAGUAGCCCAGACAUUGAUGCUUCAGUUAUGAGUUAAUAAUAAAAUACUUUCUAUCCUGAGUUUCAUUGCUAUACAUAACCUGACAUUUUUACUAUUUUUCUCUAGCAUGGGUACCAUUAACUGCAGUAUUGAAGAAACCAGUCCUGUGAAAGCUAGGUAUUAGAAACAACUUGACAACUUGCAUAUUACAAUUGUUAAUUUUUGUGUGUGUGUUUACUAAUCAUUUAAAAAGUGGCAAUUGACAAGUGAUCAUUUUGGAGGAAAAAUGAAGGUAGUGGAUUACUAACAAUAAAUGAUAUUUCUCACUUGUUGAAUGUUUUUAGCCUAAGUGAAAGACUGUUGAACAAGUACAAUCCAGAGAAAAGUGAAAGUGAUGAUGUAGAUGACUUUGAACAGUGUAAGAAAAUUUUCAUUUAACUUUAAGAAUUCUUAUUGUUACUGAAUCUGAUCCUGGCAUACUUUGAUAUGCCGUCCUGAGACACAUCGAAUUAAUUUAAAAAAUUAUGUUUUUUAUAUAGUUUUACAGAAUAUCCGGACUCCCAAACAAUCAGGAUUGUUUGCAAAAGAGAGAAAACCAGAAUCAAGGUAAUAUAAAUAUGUCUAUAUGUAAAUUAUUGAGUUUAUGAUUGCUAAUAUAAUUCACACCAUAAUUUACUUAUUGAAUAAAACUAGACACCUCAUUAAAUAAUUGUUUGAUCAUUUUUCACCUGAUCAAGAGUUACCAUUAACUGUAGGAUUAUUUUAAAUUGAAUAUUCCAAAGUUUUGGUGGUAUACUGCUUGCUUUCAUCAGGCAAUGAGAUGGGAUAAUACAAUGCUAUUUAUAGCAAUGGUUGAUCACUCCUGGUGCAAUGUUUUAUCGCUCAACUUAACAACUACUAAAAACAGAAUAAAAAUCAGAACUUUGCAAUCCUCAAUUGAUAGACUAACUCUACAAUUGAACAUGACUCUAAAUGUUGAGUGGAGGCAGAGUGGCUGAGGGGUAAGGGUGCUGGAAUUGUUAAUCUGGUGGUCCUGGGUUCAGUCCUCCACCCUGCCACUCACUGGAUUUGUCGCCUCAGGUUCAACUCCUCAGCUGCAGUCUGUAAAUAGCCAACUGGUCUGCCUCCUGCCAGAUGGGAUUUUCAAGCACUUUAUGUUUAAAUAUUGUAAUGCACUUAGAGGCUUGCAAUAAGUGCUAUAUAAAUUAUAAAGUUAAAUUUUUUAAUUUUAAACUUAAAUAUUUUUUACAUUUUAAAUAUUGUGAGUCAAAUGAUUAAACAUUCAUUAUCUUAACCCAGGUGGAAAAACACAACUAACAGGAUUAACCCUUUGACCCUUGAGGGUGACCAGCAUCUAAUUUCUCCUUACAAGAUCAGCCUUGAACCACACAUUAAGGUCAUGAGAAUAAAGGAAAUGAUCAUCAACCAAAGAAUCACUUGAUUAUUACCCAAAUUCUCCUUGUCAGCACCUUAGGAAAUGUAUAGAGAAUAGUGUGGAGAAUGUGUAUACUGAUGUUAGGGUAUAAAAGCUUAUUGGGACAUUCUACCAAACAACUUACCAGUACUCUUUCUCAAUAAGAGCCUUGUUUUCUGCACAGUGUUGAUCAUAUUGACAAUUUCUUUGGCUACAGUCUAAACAUGUUUAUUGUGGAUGAUGAUGAUGAUGAUGAUGAUGAUUAUAAUGACAUCAUCGAAGCUCAGGACGAUGACGUAUUUUGUGACCCUGGUUUCACUCCUGAACCUGGCGAAUUCUUUGAUGACGACAAAGAAAAUGAAGAUUGUAUCGAGUUAGCAACACCAGGUAAUUCAACCUGCUUUGGAAAAAAUUAAUUAAAAUAAGGUGAAAUAAAAACCAUCCCAUGGAGAAAUGAAGCCCUGGAAAGUUGCCUACUUUCCUUGCCAUUCAUUUCGAGGUUUGGGUUUGCCAAGAUUUUCACAAUUUUUUCGGUUUAAACUUGCACUGGAGCUUCUCGUUGCCAACUUUUCAAAUACGUAAUUUUUUCUCUCUUUUCAGUUGCAGGUAAUGCACCUUCAAAGACUUCAUUGACCAGUUUAUCCAGGAAGGCCGCCACCCAUUCAAGUAAGAUAGAGAAAUUUUUAAAUGAGCGACGAAAGUAAUUGGGGAUUGCUUUGGUGUCGCUUAUUUCGCUCUGUGAUUGGUCCAGAAACUUGCACCACUUUCUCAACCAAUCAGGUUCAAACUAAACCCAAUCGCUACUUGAUCACCCAUGUUUUCCCGCGCUUCAGGUAGUUUGCUUGUUUUUACUUUGAGUUGUCAUUGGCUACUUCAUUCUCCUUGCUAUGGUUGGCUGUUGUGAUUCCUUUGGUUUUGGUUUUGUAACACUCAAUCGGAAAGCGCUCAAAUUAUGAAGCAGUUUAGUUUUCAGUUAAGUAAAAAAAAAAAAAGUCCCAGAUUGCCACCGUUUAUCAUAUCUUUACCAUGUGAGUGGCCCCGAGAACUUGCACACCGUCUUAUCCAAUCAGAUUUAAGACCUUUACUAAUGACUUGGUUGUCCGCGUUUUCCCGCGCCUUUUUUUCCCUUGUGUUUUCAUUGGCUCCUUGUAAUAUAUCCCUUUGUUCCGAUUGGCCACCGUAACGACAUCGCUCUCGGUCUUACAACACCCAAUCGAAAAGCGUUCAAACUAGAUAAAUUUAAACAAAGUUUGUUAGGUACGUUUCGUCCUAGACACUCAAGUUUCAGUGCACUGACAAACUGAUAAUAAUAUAAUAAUAUUUAAUAUAUAUAGUUUUAUAUAGCAUCAACUUAUGCAGCAAUUCAUAUGGUCUGAUAAACGUCAAACCAACGCGCGAUCUUACACGAAAUUAGCGUGCAGUUAUGACUAAAAUAUAUAUAUACACACUUCUUUUUUUACAAUCCCCUUUCUCCUUAUCCUUUGCACAGCCCCAAACCGUCCUACGUUUCAGACACCCUCGACAGAUUUCUCGUGGAGGACUCCUAAAACCAAACCCAGAAAUGACAGUGGUGAGAAAUUUAUUUGUUGUUUUUGUAGUUUUCUUCUUCUUGCUUUCUUCUCAAGGUUUAUUUGUCUAAGUCCUGUAUUUAUGUUUGUUUUAAGAUCUUAUAUUAUAUAUAAGAUCUUAAAACUAACAUUAAAUUAUUUUCUCGUCCAUUUUCUUUUGCAUCGUGCUUUUCAAGGCGCGCUGACUCGAUGGUCAGUGCACUGGACUCCAGGUCGAUGGGUCUGGGUUUUAGACGAGAGUUUCUACUCUCACAGUGCUUCUUCCACCAGCAGAAGUAUAAGUGGGUUCUAGCAGAUUAUCAGGGAAGCCUGAUGAAAUGCUGGGGGUAACCUUGCGAUGGACUGGCAUCUCAUUCAAGGGGAAGUGGUAAUACUCUAGAUCGCUUCAUGCUAUGGAAACCGAGAUAAGUUACAACUAGAUGGGCCAACUGGCUCGAGUACAAACUUAACCCACUUUUUAUUUUUACUUUUCAAGCCUUUUAGUGAGCCAUCGUCUUACCCUGCUCGUUGAGUGCAAAACAUAACUUAUAUUUUAUCUUCUAGGAUUGUUAUCAGCUAAACCAUCUCGACCCAAAAGCGUGUUGGAAAAUAUCCUUACCCCGUUCUCCGCCGAGAAAGAUUUUAAGAAGAACAAAGAGAAACUUGUGAGAGAUCUCUUUGAAUUGUACAACCGAACAGUCUUUGAUAACCAGGUAAAAACUGAUACCAGUAGUAUACGGGGCACUAUGGAGCAUAGCCAAUCAGGUUACAGGAUUUUGUACCUCGUAAUACAAAUUAACCUUCUGAUUUGUAGUUUCCUGGCAGUUAUGAAGAUAAAAAUUGCGUUUAAAAGUAACUUAUUUCUUCUUCUAAAGACGGUAACCUUUAUUUUAACCCACGCACUUAGAAAAAGAAAAGUGAAAUUGAUACUUAUUUUUUCACGAUGAAAUUAUGAUGUUUGAAUUAGGGGGUAUUUGAAAUAGAGGUAAGUUAUUUAUUUAGUUUUAUUAAUUGACUUGUAUUUUUAAAUUUGUCAAUAGUAAAGCCUUAAAUAUCCUGAAAUUUAUUUUUCGUCAGCUGCCGUCAGAUUUCCAGAUAUCGUGGAAUUCAAGAAUGCGCAGCACUGCUGGCUUCUGCUACUACAGCAGGUAACUUUGAUUGUUGAUUGAAAUCGGAGUAAAACUCGCUUCACUUCAACCCUAUAAUCAAUCGUGAACUGGUUAUUCGCGUUUACCCGAGCUUCAGACAGCUUGCUUGUUUUUACCUCAAGCUCUUAUUGACACCUUUUGACAUUUACCUUUGUUCCAACUAGCCGUUGUCACCGCAUCACCUUUGGUUUCAACUACACUCGCUCGUAAAUGGCUUAACACUAUGUUCAUGCAACUUUUACAUUUUUCUUUUUCUAGGAAAGGCAGUCUUCGUAUGGCCAGGAUAGAAUUAGCAGACAAAGUUAUUGAUUCCGCAGGCAAGAUAUUGUUGAUUUGUUCCACAAUAUUUCCAUUGUUUCCACUUUCGGGUGAAGGAGUACGCCUCACUCGAUUUGACCCAUCGGCCGGUUGAGAGUAGUUUUCAGUUUAGUGUCAAAAGUAAUGCGAGAUUGCAUCUGUCUUGUUUUACGUCGCUCUGUGAUUGGUCCUAAAAACUCGCGCCAAGAUCUCAACCAAUCAGAUGCAGAUCUACGACCAGUCGUGUCUUGGUCACUCGCUUUUUCCCGCGCUGUAGGAAGUUUCCUUGUUUUUACGAUAAAUUUUCUUUAGUUCCUUGUCAAAUUCACCUUUACUCUGAUGAUUCGCCAUGGACACUGAAAAGAAAAUAUUUCUCACACUUAAAUUGUGCAGAAAGUAAUCGAGCACCUGAUGCAUUAUUUGUCUGACCAAUUUCGCACUUGAGUCGUGCUCUCGCUUCUUUUAAAUAACGACUUUUGCGACUUGCAGAUCGCUUGCGUGACACACUAAUACACGAGCUGUGUCACGCUGCCGCCUGGAUGAUUAGCGGGGUCAAAGCUGGUCACGGACCCGUUUGGAAAAGAUGGUGAGACGUUCUUUAUAAAAUUACCACCCUAUUUUAUUUAAUUUAACCGGCUUUUACAGAUGUAGUAACCACAUUCUGAACUCCAUUUCACAGCAGUCUCUUUAUCGUUGAUUCUAUUGUAGGACAUUACGUGCAAAUCAUGUCCAUCAAGACUUGCCGCCGAUCUCGCGGUGCCACAGCUACACCAUCAAAGCCAAAUACACGUACAGGUGUACCAAAUGUGGGAACACGUGAGUAUCUUUAGAAAGUGCGUUAUCUAACACUUCUAGAAAUCUGUGGUAAUGGAUCAUUUACCGCUGAUCAUUGCGCGUUUUUCCGCCCUCGGGAAGAUUUGAGACGCGUCGGGAGAGGUUUUUUACCAUUAGUAAUAAUUAGUGCCAGACCUCUUGAAGACCCCUCGACGGCUCACGUUGCUCAGGGCGUCUUAAUUUCUCGCAAGCAAAGAAACGCUCGCGUCGAAGCGCUACUAAUGAAGACCUGCUCACUAGUCGGUCGUUAAACAUUGGGGCUGGGAAUGAGUUCUAUCAAAAACACGAGUAUUAUGUGUUAGUGAUCUUUAUCUGCCGAUGUUUAUCACCUAUUAGGUUUGGCCGUCACUCUAAGUCAGUAAAUUUGGAGAAAAGUCGAUGUGCUUAUUGUCACAGGUAAGUUGAUGUCUUUUUUAGCGUUGGUUUUAGCGUGGUGUCGUUCUUGAGAGAGAUUUGGUUAGUUUACUACCAAAAAGAUUUCAGAAAAACAUCGAGAUUCAGAGCUGCGUCGCGACAUUGUGAUCGAGCAUUUUUUCGUUCCUUUUUGUGACGAACACAAUAACUUAAACUUGAAGGAAACUGUAAGAUAUAAGUAUGAUGAAAUUUAGAGAAGAGAGAACAAGGAUGGCCAACCAUGGAGAAGAUUAACACCGAUUGUGAAUGACGAACUUGACAAAUUGGAGGCGCAGUUUUCGUUUGAGCAAAAGAAACUUAGGACCUCCCUUGAGCAAAUAAACUUAGGAACUCCCUAACGAAGGGCUAACGCUUGAAUCGUCAGUUAUAGAAACUCUUUACGGUAGCCAAUUUAAAUUAUCAACUUAGUUGAUAACACCAAAUUAUCUUGUAAGUCUACGUAAAAUUGAAUGAAUCUUAGAGCACAGCCUUUGUUUAGUCUCAACUUUCAAUGUGCUCUUUCUAAGACAAGACCACGAAACAGUUGUAGAGAAGACUACCUAGUAAUCAUUCCAAUUUCAGAGCGAAUGACGCAGGGCUAACAGUCGAAGAGUCAGUUUACCGUGGCCGGCUAUCAAUUUAUCAUCAACUCAGUUGAUAAAACCAAGUUAUAUUAUAUAUUCUCUCAACUUUAGGGCUUUGCUUAAGAUCUGCAGUUGUUCAAGUUCUUUUUCCUUCUUUCUCGUUUAUUACAGCCGCUUGGAGCUUGUUCCACCGCUGAAGAAGGAUGGCACACCACAGAAUCGCACUCCUAGUCGAUUUGCCAUGUUCGUUAAAGAAAACUACGCUCGUAUCAAAAGUGGCCAUGAAACAUUUUCUCACCAGGAUGUCAUGAAAGCUUUGAGCACGGAGUUCUCCAAACUAAGCACAUAGCAUGUUAGGGAACAUGGUAAUUACUUACAGAAGAUCAAAACCUUUGCCUCGAGCUCGGUAUCCUAUGACAUAUCUGGUAUUUCUGUGGCCUAUCGCUCGCUAUUCAUUUAGCCUGCGAUAUGUAAAAAGUGGUGAUCUCAUGUCCGUUCUUAGUUGAAUAGUGCAUGGGAAUAAGACCUUUAUGUUCUCAACAACGUCAUUCGAUCAGGGCUUGACAAACCAUGGUCAUUUUGGGACAGGUCUCGAUAGUGUACCCUGGUAAGGGUUCUCGUAAAACGUCGCAGAUUUUUCAAACUUUGCAAAAUUAAUCAAGCGAUGAUGCAGACUUUUUGUCGGAAUGAAAAAACUGGAAAAAAGUUUCUUAGCGUUUGAAGUGGUUCAUUUUACGCGGGAUCAAAAUGAUUCGCCCAUGGCUUAUUUCAGCAUGUAAGGCGCCCAAACGUAUGCGCGGAUUUAGUAGCGCAUUCUAAAAAUCUUUCAGUGGUUUCCCAUGAGAAUUAAUUUUAAGGCCAUUGUUCGCUGUGUUAUCGAUUUUCAUUUUCUCGUAACUAUACAUCGAACGUCAACAAAAACAAGACCUUGAAGAUUAUUUUAUUACAUUAAAUUAAAGCUGAUGACAGAAAUACUUACAGAACUGACCUAAAAAUUUAUUUAAUACUUAUAUGAAAUAUAUUACGAUCCCUAUUCUUGUACACGCUUUAAAUGCCUAAUCAGUCUGUUGUGUUUUGAAUAAAGUUGUCGUUCAAACAGG